AUGACAUACGAUACAUAACAUACAGUCAUAUAUAAUUCAUGUUAGAGGAACAGGGGCCUUUUGAGGUAUGGUUCAUGUCAGUCUAUAGGCCACUGUGUUGAUCUUGCAUCCCAAUGUGCUAGGCUGUGCACUUUAGGCAUAAUGGUGGUAUGGUAUUUAAUCAAGCCUAAAGCAUUGGCAAACUGACUCCUGAUGAGGAACAGAACAGGGACCUUUUGAGGUAUGGCUCAUGUCAAUCUAUAGGCCACUGUGUUGAUCUUGCAUCCCAAUGUGCUAGGCUGUGCACUUUAGGCAUAAUGGUGGUGGUAUGGUAUUUAAUCAAGCCUAAAGCAUUGGCGAACUUACUCCUGAUGAGGAGAAGAUACAUCAUAAUGUUAUCAAAAUGGUCACAUUUUCUCACCCUUUCUCAACUUCAUAGUUGCAAAAUCUGUCAUCUGCAUCAUGGCUGCCUUAGUGAAAUGUGUUCAUCUGCUGUGUAGCCCCAUGGGUAGGCCUACUAUAAAUAGCACAUGUAAAGUUAGCGAACCAAUAGCGCCUCAAGUAGAAGUGAGCACGAUUUAAACGGGCGCUGCGUUCAUUGUCAGAUUGAAUUGUAGGCAAACUUAAGUUUUUAAAUAUUUUACAUGCUUGAUCACUGGGAGGCUGCAGACCCUGCAGUGGGCGUGACAGGACUGGUGUGACUCAGUAGCCCAUUGGCGCAGUAUGGAUUCCCCCGUGCGUAUUCCAUACGUGUUGCAACCAGUGAAUCUACGUAUAUACAGUAUGAAUAUUUUUGCCGUUAUGAUGACUAAUGUACACACAGCUGAACAACAGAUGAAAUGAGUCGAGUGGAUAAUAUUACAUUAGGAGGAGCUACCUGUUGUGCAAUUCUGCAUAUUCGCCAUCUCUCAUCAGGUGAUAGUUGGAAUGGGCACUGUCUGGGAUUCAGAGGAAGAAGCAAAAGAACCUUCCAAAGUCAGUUCGAGUUCCUGGUUGGAUGGUCGGAGUUAGGCGGGGUUUCCCUGGACCCUGGCAGUGAAAUUGGUCUUUUUUGUAUUAAUUAAUUGACGUCCUGGCUAUUGGCGGUAUUAUCAAGUGUAGUUUUAACCGAGCAAGAGGACUAAUGGACACUGCAUGUUAGAAGACGCAGAGAGCGAACAUGCAGCCAAGACCACACCGAAUCCCGGGCAGCGUGACAUCAGAGCAGCAGACUGGGGAGAGGAGAGCUCUAUCUCUUUGAGGAGCGCAUCCCCAGAAGUGGAGUAUAGGAUGGAACAUGGUACACAGGUCAUAGUUUGGAAUAACGGACAGAGUGCCUUCUGUGUUUCAUCUAAGGCGCCGUACUGGACUUGACGAGAGAAGAGACGAGAGAGAGAGUUGAGGAGGUGGAGGGGGGACCAGAAGUAUUGCAGAAUGUUUAUGAACUUUAGAAGGAUCAGAAAAUGUCAGUGUCUGCAACUCAUCUCCAUGUGCUUUGCCCUGUCUGUGCUGAUGGUGUGCUGGGAGCAGCUGGACCACCAUGUGGUGCGACACAUGAAGUCCUACUCGUACCGCUACCUGGUCAACAGCUACGACUUCAUCAACAAGAGUUUCAGCGUUAGUCCUGAGGAGGCGGAGAGCUUCUGCCGGUACCCGUACCUGCUCGACCACCCGGGGAAGUGCCACGGCAAGGACGUGCUGCUGCUGCUCUUCGUCAAGUCCUCGCCAGAGAACGUGGAGAGGCGGCAGGCCAUCCGUUCCACAUGGGGAAACGAGACCUACAUUCAGGAGGAGCUGGGCGUAACCGUGAGGGUGGUGUUUGCCUUAGGGGUCCUUCCAGACCCCCUACGAAGGCACAGUAUUCAGCAGAAGCUCCGGAGGGAAGACAUGAUCUAUCACGACCUCGUGCAGCAGGACUUCAUGGACACGUUUCAUAACCUGACAAUCAAGCUCCUGCAGCAGUUCCGCUGGGCGCACGCCCACUGUGCCCACGCGGGCUUCCUCAUGUCGGCGGACGAUGACAUCUUCAUCCACAUGCCCAACCUGGUGCACUACCUGCGCGGCCUAAAGGCGGAGGGCGUGCGGGACUUCUGGGCCGGCCACGUUCACCGUGGCGCCCCACCCAUCCGCCGGAAGGACAGCAAGUACUACAUGCCGUACGAGAUGUACCAGUGGCACUCCUACCCCGACUACACCGCGGGGGCCGGCUAUGUGGUGUCCGGCGAUGUGGCCGCCAAAAUCUACCAGGCCUCGCUGAUGCUGAACGCGUCGCUCUACAUCGACGACGUGUUCAUGGGAAUUUGUGCCAAAGCCAUGGGGGUGUCCCCCCAGGAGCACUUGUACUUUUCGGGGGAGGGCAAGGCCCCCUACCACCCCUGCAUUUAUGAGAAGAUGAUCACCUCGCACGGGCACGUGGCUGACGUACGGCAUCUGUGGCGCAUGGCCACCGACCCAAAGAUCAAACACAUUUCCUCGGGGCUGAUGGGAAAACUGUACUGCACUGCAGUCAAAGUCAUGCUCCUCUGUAAACCUUACUAUGUGAAUACCUACGCUUGUAAGGCGGCUUUCUCGUAGUGUAGUUUGGGGGGGAGGGGGUUUAAUAUAGUCUUUUAAUGUGUUAUUUUAAUUGUCAUGCGUGCGCACACACACACACACACACACACACACACACUCCUUUCCAGCUCAUUUCCCAACAAAUCAGAGGCUAAAGCCAUGUACUCAAGUAUGUGUUCACCCUUGGCGCCUGUCUGGUGUUAUGGAAACUUACUAAGUUGGACCUUGGACCAGGUAAUUUGAUAUCCUCUGUAGUUGGGGCUUUGAUGAAAAACCCUCUUAUUGGUGUGAUGACUGAAGUCCUCAAAAGGGAAGUCAUUUUUUUGAGACGUACCUCAUUAGAUUUGUUGUAUCUUUCAGGUUUUUGUGCCAUCGCUAUCAUUAAAAACAGAUUGAUGGUAAUAAUCUGUGCCGUAGUAAUAUUGUAUCCCUGCAGUAGCACACACACGCUGCUACCCUUUACCCCACAUUCUCCUCUCUUUCUCUCCUGAACGUUAAGUCCAAAACCAGCAGCAGACGUUUCCUGCCACUGGCAUUUUCCAAGACAUCACACAAUUCCGUAGAACCCACAUCCUGCUCCCUAAAUAAUUCCACAUGGACACUGUAAGGAGUUGGCUGUGUCACUGCCUUUACCCUCUUCUUGUGGCUGCAGCUAAAAAGCCUGGCAUAUGUUAGGCCCAAAUUCAAACUGGCAUUUGUUUACUCAAAAAUAGAAUUGGUCUUCAUUACCCACAUGCAAAAAAGGGCCUGUUACGGCACUUAAAAUUUGCAUUGUGUAUAUCUAUUGCAUAAAUGUGGUUUGUCUCCUGUGGCUCUAAACCUCCUGCUGUUUUGUCCAAAGAUUACCAGCAUUUAUGGUUGAUAGACUAGAAUCAGAAGAUAGAAUACAUUCUAAAAGGAAGCUUCUCUCUUUACAGAAUUAUUUUUUCUACAGUGUGCAAAGGUAUGGUUGACCAUAGGCCAUAAAUAUUAGUGAAUUAUUACUAGUUGUUGUUCCAAAUGGCACCUCAUGACCUUUUCUCCCUUUUGCAUUUGCUGAUGACGGCAGCUCUGCCAUAUGACUGCACAGUACUGCAUGAGCACAUGUUGAAAACUCUUAAAUGAGUCACUUGGUCUUGGGAGACAAAAAAAUGAAACCUAUGUGAGUCAUUUGCAUUGUUCUAAAAUGUGUGAACGGUGAGGAAAAAAAUAGUCAAAACUGUGCUGGAGAUGGUAGAUGGUUCAAAUAUUCCCCAAACAAACCUCUUGAACCAUUGCUGCUGUGUAAAAAUCUAUGUCCUUCACAGGAGCCUAGAAUUUCACAUAAGUCUUAUUUCUCCAUAUUGUUUGUUGCUUAUCUAGAGAUGUCUAUCCAUUUUCGACUGAAUUGCUAACCACUGGAUAUUAACAAGGCAUCGAAGCAAGGCACACGAACACCACAGGUUCACUCCACAUCUUUUUCCUGACUGGUGCUGGCAUCCAGCCAAAGACUCAAAGCAACUAACCCCUCGCUUUACCCACCAGCAGCAUAACAAUUCUAGGGGGGGGGGGUCCUGUGCAUUUGUGAACUACACAACUUAAAGUAUGUAAUGCCAAGACUGAAAAUUAUAUUCAACUGCUGUUGUUAGAAUUCAAGUGAGUUCACUGAAGGUCAUCAUACAUGUAUGCAAUAUUCUGGUGCUAACUGAAAGCUUAAUGCCCUUUUCACCUACAAUUUCCCUUUCUGUAAUUUCUCUUUUGCAGAGUAGUUUAUUUUUGAAUAUAUAGCAAGGGGAUGCACCAAACUCACAUUUCAAGAAGUCAAAACAGUUUCUUCUCCAUAGAUAAGUAAUGUUUUGAAUAAGUAAUGGUAAUAAUAUUAUGAUUUCUUGUGUAGGUCAGGCGUGCAUUUCUCAACAACAUCAUUGCUUACUAAGUUAACAACUUGGUUGAAAUGCAAUUUCCCCAUUGGAAACCUAGUAAGUUGCUAACUGGUUAGCAACUAUGCUUUGGAGAAACGGGGGUCCAGAGCUCUAGAAAUUGCACCCAACAGGCUAUGACUUUCAAUAUUGCCACUAUGUCAGUGGUUGCAUUCUACAUCGGUGCCAGUGCAUUCCAGACAAAAUAUAAUGUAAACAAUGGGCUGUACAGUACAUCUACCUAUACUGUGUAUAUGCAUGUAUAGUAUUUUGUCAUUUUGGCAAUUUGUUGUGUUAUCAAUCCUGUGGACAGACAUUAAGUA
Messenger RNA from Engraulis encrasicolus (European anchovy), 4711 nucleotides. It is a transcript of the gene b3gnt5a, whose product is annotated as UDP-GlcNAc:betaGal beta-1,3-N-acetylglucosaminyltransferase 5a. The record is from RefSeq and is a predicted model, not a curated record. The coding region runs from base 1393 to 2532 and encodes 379 amino acids. Gene Ontology annotation, cellular component: Golgi membrane. Lineage: Eukaryota; Metazoa; Chordata; Actinopteri; Clupeiformes; Engraulidae. The transcript is spliced from 2 exons.